This is a messenger RNA of Cuscuta epithymum, 1691 nucleotides long. NCBI's taxonomy places the organism in Eukaryota, Viridiplantae, Streptophyta, Magnoliopsida, Solanales, Convolvulaceae. The record is from the annotation of a GenBank genome assembly.
AUAAUGUUCCCAUCCGAUGGAAAGCUGGCAUGCAGUAAACCGGGCAAUCAUAUCAUCUGCUGGUAAUUAAAUUUUACGAACGAACGCCCGUCGUGGGUAAUUAAAGAGAGAGAUAGAGAUCGAAUUGGGUGGUCUAGGACAGCUAUAAUCCUAGACCAUCGCCGGCCGGGAAAGAAAAUAUGGCCAAAAUGCCGUUUUUCUUCACGUUGUUUGCCGCAUUCGCCGCCAUGCCGCAGCUGAUAGCAGCGGACGACGACACCGUGUGGGAACAGCGCGCCACCCAAGCGCGGAUAAAUAUUCUCAAAGCUUAUCACCCCAAUCCCGAACAAGUUACUAGGGAAUUCAAUGAAAGAGUUAGCAUGGAAUGGAACGAGACAAUGGGAGAAUUGCAGGUGGCGGAUGGGAUGAGAAGUACUACUACUACUAUAGCUAGUAGUAUAUAUAAUAAUAGUUAUAACAAUGGGACGAAGAGAAGGGAGUUGCGGAAGAGAGGAAAGUGGCGGGGGGGACGAUGCCUGGCGACGAACCCGAUGGACAGGUGCUGGAGAUGCGACCGCAACUGGGCCGCCAACCGGAAGAGGCUGGCAGAUUGCGCCAUGGGCUUCGCCAAGGGAACCACCGGCGGGAAGGCGGGGAGCUACUACGUGGUGACCGACCCGUCCGACAACGACGUUGUGGAGCCCAAGCCCGGCACCCUGCGCCACGCCGUCAUCCAGAAGAGGCCGCUGUGGAUCACCUUCGCCCGGAGCAUGACCAUCAAGCUGGCCCGGGAGCUCAUCAUGCAGAGCGACAAGACCAUCGACGGCCGCGGAGUGUCGGUCCACAUCGCCGGCGGCGCCGGCAUCACCGUCCAGUUCGUCCGGAACGUCAUCAUCCACAACGUCAAGAUCGGCGACAUCGUGCCCACGCCCGGCGGCUGGCUGCGGGACUCCGCGGACCACAAGGGCAUCCGCACCGGGGACGAGGGCGACGGGAUCACCAUCUUCGCCUCCCACCACGUGUGGAUCGACCACGUGUCCAUGUACAACUGCGCCGACGGCAUCAUCGACGCCGUCGCCGGCUCCACCGCCGUCACCAUCUCCAACUCCCACUUCACCGACCACGACAAGGUGCUGCUGUUCGGGGCCAACAACUGGGACCCGGUGGACAAGGUGAUGCAGAUCACCGUCGCCUUCAACCACUUCGGGAAGCGGCUCCACCAGAGGAUGCCCCGCUGCCGGUGGGGCCUCUUCCACAUCGUCAACAACGACUACACCCACUGGGUCAUGUACGCCGUCGGCGGCUCCGCUGGCGCCACCAUCGUCAGCCAGGGCAACCGCUACAUUGCGCAGCCGGGCGUCAACCCCUUCAAGGAGGUCACCCACCGGGACUGCCCCGACGCUUCCUGGAAGUCCUGGACCUGGGUCUCUUCCGGCGACGUUUUCAUGAACGGCGCUUUCUUCACCCAAUCCGGGGACCUUCAAGGGGCGCAAAAGUACGGCCACCGCGACCUCGUCACCGCUCUAUCUGGGAGCACCGUCGGUCUCAUCACCCGAUUUGCCGGUCAUCUUUACUGCUCACCUUCAACACCUUGCUAAUAAACAUAUAUAUAUAUAUAUGCUCCCCAGUCCCCACCUACAUGUAACAUGCUACUCCCCCACUUUUAUUGGUCAACAUCAUAACGUUUAACCAAUAACAUAUUUUAAUAUGAG